GCACGCCGAUACGCGCGUUCCCGGCCUCCUGCGCAGACAGCCGGUGCAGGACGAGAGAGAGAGAGAGAGAGAGGGAAGGAAGGAGGGAGAGAGCGAGUGAGGACUCUGCUAUCACUAGUGACAGUAAACGGCAGCGAGCUCGUCUAUGGAGAGGAGCGGAUGCGACAAGAUGCUGUGCGUCGCCUUGCUCUGCGUGUGCGCCUUCGGCUGCGUCUCCGCGCGCUCGGACAGCGGGAAUUUUUUGGAUGAUAAGUGGCCCGCGGGGAGAUGGGACAAAUUCAGAGAUGAGCCCGGAACAUGGACUCCCACCAAAAGCUUUGAUCAAGGCCUCGAUCCAACCAAAGACCCUUGUCAGAAGAUCAAAUGCAGUCGCCACAAGGUGUGUGUGUCCGAGGAUUACAAGACGGCCACUUGCGUCAGCCAGAGGAGAGUUAGUUUUAAAGACGACAACUUGUACCAGAACCCCAGGUCCCGGUGCACCCCCUGCCCGGUGGUUCACCCGUCUCCCGUGUGUGGAACCGACAGCCACACCUACUCCACCAAGUGCAAGUUGGAUUACCAAGCCUGCAUCAGCGGAAAGAAGAUUGCUGUGAAAUGUCCCGGCAUGUGUCCUUGUCCCACUCGCUCUAAAGACAGGAGUGCAGAAAAGAGAGUGUGCUCCGAGUUAGAGCUCAAGGAGGUGGUGAGCCGACUGAGAGACUGGUUCCGAGUCUUGCAUGAGAACGGCAACCACAAGAGGGUGAAGAUCCAAAAAACAGAGAAGAACAAGUUCGAGAUGCUCGCCUCACCGCUGUGCAAGGAUCCUCUGGGGUGGAUGUUUUCCCGCCUGGACACCAACUUUGACCUUCAGCUGGACCAAUCAGAACUCAAGAGUCUUUACCUGGACCGGAACGAGCCAUGUUCGGAUGCCUUCUUCAAAUCCUGUGACACACACGGCGACAAAGUGAUCAGCAGCUCUGAAUGGUGCACAUGCUUCCAGAGAUACGCAGACUCCCCUUGUAAAGCAGAGCUCUCCAGCAUCAACAGAAAGCAGGCAGGGAAGAAGCUGCUCGGUCAGUAUUUGCCGUCAUGCGAUGAAGACGGCUUCUACAGGUCCCAUCAGUGCCACAGCAGCAGCGGCCAGUGCUGGUGCGUGGAUCGCUAUGGCAACGAGGUGGCUGGCUCUCGUACCCACGGACCGGCCGACUGUGGUGUGAUUUUGGAGUCGUCUGGCGACAUGGCUAGCGGCGACUCCGUUUUCACCGACGAUGAUGAGGAUUCCUUCGUCAUUAACGAUCAAGCUGGACUGGAUGAUGAGGACGAUGAAGACGAGGAGGACGACGAUGACGAUGAAUAUCUGUCAUAAUUUGAAAACAAAAGGAAAAAAAAAAAAAGCAGAAACUCUUUGUUUUGUUCAAAGUGCACGUUUCUAGGUGACUCCCCGGGCCGACCGUUCCACCUGAAGCCCACGGACUCUCUGUGUCUUUGUUCAUCAGUUUAAAACAAGAAGAAGAAGAAAAUAUUCCUGGCAAAAGUUUUGGAGUCAUGUCCCAACAUCUAGGACAUGAAAAGGACCCGACGGUCUCAAACAUUUUCAUCGGACAGCCCAUGUGUCCUAGUAUCCUGUCUUUGUGCAGCGUUCUGAUGCUUGAGUAUGUUGAUGCCUGAGGCGAAGAGUUUAAAGAGACCCGCUCCUCCUUCCGUCGUCCUCCCCGUCCCCUGCUCCUCAGCUACUUGCCCGCUGCAUAGGUGGGAUGCCGGCCAUGUAGAUAAGACGAUAUUUCACGCUUUUGUUUGAGCUGAGGUUUUUACUGUAACUAAAAUUGUGUGUACGAACAAGAUAAGAGUUAGACAUGCUUCAUUAGGAGGAUUAAUGCUACACGGUUGGAUUACAUUCCAGUCCGACAAGAUUGCAUUUUUAUUAAAGAUAAGACGACAGAUUAUUCCUCAUGCACAAAUAUAUAAAUAUAGCAGGAGCGGAUUAUUAUCUCCAUUUUAAUCCAUUGUUGGGCGAACGUGGACGAUGAAACAGAUUGGGUGCAGCAUGUCUAACGCUGUUGUUUCACUCUUGUGGAACUGAAAAAAAAAAAAAAACAUUGUAGCUUGAGGUCGACAACGGCCGCAGGCAUGUACAGAUAAUCUUAAACUGCAUCGCUAUAAACUGCUCGAGCCACAUGAUGUGUGUGAUCUAAAAAAAAUAUAUACCGAUGUUGACAGUGUCAGAGAGAUUAAAGAAAGCCUCAUCAUCAGCAGAGUAGUUAAAUGUUAAGGCUUGUGUUCGGGGUGGCUUAGCGUGACCGAGGCACAGAGUGGAACAGAGCAAACCUCUCGCACUGUCAUGAAUUUUUUCGGAAGGUCCAGUGGAAAAGGUGGAGGUUAUAAGGUGUGCCUUUUAUUGUGAGCACAGAGGAAGUAGCACAGUAACUGGACAAAACAGGGCUGUUCGCGGUGGCUGGACAGUGUUUGGUUUCAAAAUGCAAUUGAGAAUCAGUGCUCAGAGAGGUGCGUCCUAUCAAGAGCGACUUCCAUCACCUGAGGAAUCCAACGCAAGUGCAACUGGUCCUGAAUCACCAUUUUAGCAGCUUCUAGCCUCUGAGUUAAGGUGUAUCAAAGCAGGGUUUAAAAGAUACAGUAGUGAUGGGCAGAUGAGGCGUCAUGAAACAGUACUGCAGGGUUGAUGAAACAGUGUCCUUAUUUUCAGAGGCCACAAGUUGGCGCUCUUUGUUUAGACAAAAUGAUGUGAGGUUUCACUGGAUUAGUUGUACAAGUCCAAAUAUUUUAAAGCAGACAGCGCCAUCUGGUGGCCUCUGAAAAUCAGGACACUGUUUCAUGAAACCUCAUCGACCCUUCAAUAGUGUGUCGUGAAACCUCGUCGACCCAUCACUAGAAACAGCUAAUACAGCACUGAUAGGCAAAAAACAAUGUGAGUUUAGUCCAAACAUGUUUUUAUCUCAUAAGAAAAAGGCUGGUUCUCAAUUGAAUAAACACCACGCUGUAUUUUUAGGCUUGGGUGGUUUGUUUUGGCUUGUGUGUUCCUCUUAUAAAACUGUUCUAUAGUUCAAACCUAUUUGUUGCAUAGAAUGUAGAGAAGCACAGAAAAACUCGAGGCAAAACAAGUCGCUAGUUUGGGUACUGGCUUUGGUUUGGUCAGCCAUCUGUGGAAAUAAGAAAAGCUGUGAGAGAUUUUGCUCGGUCGGCCUGUACCCGAUCUGCAUAAGGUUUAUACCUGGAUUUUAGCUCAGUUGCACAUUUGUGGAUUCUGUAGCGUUUUUGUGACUUUACAUGCAGACCUGGGACCAGAUUUGCUCACUCUUUGACAGUCUCUUUGCUGGGCUUUACUUUUUUUUUAAACAUCACUUGAAAAUCCAUGUAAAAAGUGCCAUCUUCUUCAAUAACACUUUUAUUCUCCAUAGUUUCUUUUCGCCAUGGAUUUUUACUUUCUUUUUCAAACUUGAGCUUUCUGAAGCUCUUCAAUCUGUUUUGCUUCAUGAGCGUGAUGUACGUUGUUUUGAAGACCUCUGACACUGUAGCCGCUCUCUGAACCGACCCCACAGUCAUCACACCUCUGAUCGUGCUCAAAGGUUAUGAUACUGAUGCAUUUUUUACAGUGUAUGUAUAAUUUGCUGAAAUAAAAGCUAUAUUGACCAAC
Molecule: messenger RNA, 3628 nt
Organism: Synchiropus splendidus (mandarinfish)
Lineage: Eukaryota; Metazoa; Chordata; Actinopteri; Syngnathiformes; Callionymidae
Gene: spock3
Product: SPARC (osteonectin), cwcv and kazal like domains proteoglycan 3
Exons: 11
Coding region: 146-1345 (399 amino acids)
Molecular function (GO): protein binding; calcium ion binding
Source: RefSeq, a predicted model, not a curated record